Messenger RNA from Megalops cyprinoides (Indo-Pacific tarpon), 2744 nucleotides. Its product is annotated as WD repeat-containing protein 48-like. NCBI's taxonomy places the organism in Eukaryota, Metazoa, Chordata, Actinopteri, Elopiformes, Megalopidae. Gene Ontology annotation, molecular function: ubiquitin binding. The transcript has 19 exons. The record is from RefSeq and is a predicted model, not a curated record. The coding region runs from base 19 to 2052 and encodes 677 amino acids. Gene Ontology annotation, biological process: double-strand break repair via homologous recombination; protein deubiquitination.
ACGCUGUCAACAUGUAAGAUGGCGGCUCAUCACAGGCAGAAUGCCGCUGGGCGGAGGAAAGUCCAGGUGUCCUACGUCAUACGAGACGAGGUGGAGAAGUACAAUCGGAAUGGGGUGAAUGCACUGCAGCUGGACCCUGCCCUGAACCGGCUCUUCACUGCGGGGAGGGACUCAAUCAUCAGAAUAUGGAGCAUCAACCAGCACAAGCAAGACCCGUACAUAGCAUCAAUGGAACAUCACACAGACUGGGUCAAUGACAUUGUCCUCUGUUGCAACGGAAAGACAUUGAUAUCUGCUUCGUCAGACACCACGGUGAAAGUCUGGAAUGCACACAAGGGAUUCUGCAUGUCCACGUUGCGAACGCACAAGGAUUAUGUCAAAGCCCUAGCCUAUGCUAAAGACAAGGAGCUGGUGGCCUCGGCUGGGCUGGACCGACAGAUCUUUCUGUGGGAUGUAAAUACGUUAACGGCACUGACUGCCUCCAACAACACUGUCACCACUUCUUCACUGAGCGGGAACAAGGAUUCCAUUUACAGCCUGGCCAUGAAUCAAAUGGGAACAGUAAUUGUGUCUGGGUCCACAGAGAAGGUGCUGAGAGUCUGGGACCCUCGGACCUGUGCAAAACUAAUGAAGCUGAAAGGACACACAGACAAUGUCAAAUCUUUAUUGUUAAACAGGGAUGGAACACAGUGUCUGUCGGGCAGCUCUGACGGGACGAUCCGGCUGUGGUCCCUGGGCCAGCAGAGGUGCAUUGCCACAUACCGGGUCCACGACGAGGGGGUAUGGGCUCUGCAGGUGAACGAGGCCUUCACGCACGUCUACUCCGGGGGCCGAGACCGUAAGAUCUACUGCACUGACCUGCGUAACCCCGACAUCCGUGUGCUCAUCUGUGAGGAGAAGGCGCCUGUUCUCAAGAUGGAGCUGGACAGAUCAGCUGACCCGCCCCCGGCCAUCUGGGUGUCCACCACCAAGUCCUGUGUAAACAAAUGGUCCCUGAAGGGAAUCCACAACUUCCGGGUGUCUGGCGAUUACGACAAUGACUGCAGCACCCCCGUCGCCCCGCUGUGCUCGCAGCCCGAACACAUUAUCAAAGGGGGAGCCAGUAUAAUUCAGUGCCACAUUCUGAAUGACAAGAGACACAUUCUUACCAAAGACACAAACAACAAUGUGGCAUACUGGGAUGUAUUAAAGGCAUGCCGAGGGGAAGACCUUGGGAAGGUAGAGUUUGACGAGGAAAUUAAAAAGCGCUUCAAGAUGGUUUAUGUGCCAAACUGGUUCUCUGUAGAUCUGAAAACUGGGAUGCUGACAAUCACUCUAGAUGAGAGCGACUGCUUUGCAGCCUGGGUCUCGGCCAAGGAUGCAGGUUUCACCAGUCCUGACGGAUCUGACCCGAAAUUGAAUCUGGGUGGGCUGCUUCUCCAGGCCCUGCUGGAAUAUUGGCCAAGGACACACAUCAAUCCCAUGGAUGAAGAGGAAAAUGAGGUCAACCACGUGAAUGGAGAGCAGGAGAGCAGGAUGCAGAAAGGAAAUGGGUACUUCCAGGUGCCUCCGCACACCCCAGUCAUUUUUGGCGAAGCCGGAGGGAGGACACUGUUCAGGUUGCUGUGCCGGGACUCGGGAGGGGAGACGGAGUCCAUGUUGCUGAAUGAGACAGUUCCUCAGUGGGUGAUCGACAUCACAGUGGAUAAAAACAUGCCUAAAUUUAACAAAAUCCCAUUCUACCUCCAGCCACACUCAUCUUCUGGUGCUAAAACACUAAAGAAGGACCGCCUGUCAGCCAGCGACAUGCUGCAGGUGAGGAAGGUGAUGGAGCACGUCUACGAGAAGAUCAUCAACCUGGACAACGAGUCGCAGACCACCAGCUCCUCCACCAACGAGAAGCCAGGCGAGCAGGAGAGGGAGGAGGACGCCACCCUGCUGGCUGAGGAGAAGAUCGAGCUGCUGUGCCAGGACCAGGUACUGGAUCCCAACAUGGACUUGCGGACUGUAAAGCAUUUUAUCUGGAAGAGCGGUGGGGACCUCACACUCCACUACAGGCAGAAGUCCACGUGAGCCCGGGCUGUGGGAGUCACCCGCCCGGCCUCCGAAAUCCACCGCACCGGUCCCCAAGAGUAGCACUAUAGAGGGCAAAAGCGAACUCUGCUGCACCCGCCUCGAGCCCCACCCUCUCCGGGGGAGUCGGGUAGCGCUGUAGCUGAUGGGGCGUUCCGCCCGAGGAGAACGCAGAGAUCGGGGUGUGCUGUGCUGUGAGCAGUGGAUUCAGUCGCACCCAACACCCAAGGACACUUCCACUUCAGUUUUUUUUUUUCCCAGGUUUUCUUCCUCGUGCCCCGCACUCCUUUGUAAUUUAAGAUUUUUACUGCUGUGGUUCUCAUUUCCUCAAGGGGGAUGUUCCCAUUUUGCGAAACGGCAUGUCGGUUGUUCAUAGGCAUGGAUAUUGACUUUGUGAGUUGAAUGGUGAGCUGCACGCAUUUUGAUUUUUUUUCCCCCAGUACAUUCCAGAAACAAGGCUGUAUCCACCAACACAUUACCACCAUUUUUGUCUUUCAGUGCUUGUGAAGAAUAAGGAGAAUGUGUACUUUCAGGAAACUAGCAGAAAAGUCUUUUUGAUCCAGCAUAAAACAUAGUGAUAUUUAAUCACAUGAACAAUGCUGCUCCCUUCACUAGCUGGCCAUUGAUCAGCUCUCUGGCUAAUGUUUUUGGCCUACCUAUAGCACCAUAAAUUCUUUAGAUUGUGAAUCUCA